Messenger RNA from Sorex araneus (European shrew), 2657 nucleotides. RefSeq names its product molybdenum cofactor sulfurase (gene MOCOS). The transcript has 15 exons. Lineage: Eukaryota; Metazoa; Chordata; Mammalia; Eulipotyphla; Soricidae. The record is from RefSeq and is a predicted model, not a curated record. Gene Ontology annotation, biological process: Mo-molybdopterin cofactor biosynthetic process. Gene Ontology annotation, molecular function: pyridoxal phosphate binding; molybdenum cofactor sulfurtransferase activity; molybdenum ion binding. Bases 52 to 2646 code for a protein of 864 amino acids.
GGCCGGGCGGGCCUGGACGGCCUUGGACGGCGCGGCGGGCAGGCGCGGGUCAUGGACAGCGGCGCUGCGCAGCCCCGGGCCGAGCUGCCGAGCUUCGAGCCGUUCCGGGACUCCUACGGCUACGGCCAGCGCAGCCUCCGCCAGCUGCGGGAGCGCGAGUUCGGCCGGCUGGAAGGGACUGUCUACCUUGACCACGCUGGAGCCACCUUGUUCCCGCAAAGCCAACUGACAAACUUCACAAAGGACCUCCUGGAAAAUGUUUAUGGAAACCCGCAUAGCCAGAACAUCAGCAGCAAGCUCACGCAUGACACCGUGGAGCAGGUGCGCUACAGGAUCCUGGCGCACUUCCACACAUGCCCUGAGGACUACAGUGUCAUCUUCACGUCGGGCACCACAGCUGCCCUCAAGCUGGUGGCCGAGGCCUUCCCAUGGGUGGCCCCAGGCCCCGGGAGCAGCGGCAGCCACUUCUGUUACCUCACCGACAGCCACACAUCCGUGGUGGGCAUGAGGGAGGUCACCAAACUCCUGGGUGUCCCCUCCGUCCCCAUCAGCCCUGAGGACAUGGGCUCAGCUGAGAAACGGGGCCCAGACCCUGGGGACCCAGACUGCCAGGUCCCGCAUCUCUUCUGCUACCCGGCUCAGAGUAACUUUUCGGGAACCCGGUACCCUCUGUCCUGGAUCGGAGAGGUCAGGUCGGGACAGAGGUGUCCAGCGAGCGUGGCCGGGAAGUGGUUUGUGCUGCUCGACGCAGCCUCCUACGCCAGCACGGCACCCUUGGACCUGUCAGCCCACCAGGCCGACUUCGUGCCCCUCUCCUUCUACAAGAUCUUCGGCUUCCCCACGGGCCUGGGCGCACUGCUGCUCCGGAACCAGGCGGCCCCUCUGCUGAGGAAGACCUACUUCGGGGGCGGCACGGCUGCCUCGUACCUGGCCGGGGAGGAUUUCUACGUUGCCAGACAGCCGGUGGCCGAGAGGUUUGAAGAUGGCACCAUCUCAUUUCUGGACAUAAUAGCUCUAAAACAUGGAUUUGAUGCCCUGGAGCGCCUCACUGGCGGAAUGGAGUGUAUCAGGCAGCACACCUUCAGUCUGGCCCAGUACACCUACACAGCCUUGUCCGAGCUCCGCUACCCCAGUGGAGGCCGCGUGGUGAGGAUCUACAGCGACUCUGGCUUCGAAAGCCCCGAGGUUCAGGGUCCAAUCAUCAACUUUAACGUGCUGGAUGAGCUGGGCAAUGUCCUUGGCUACGCACAGGUGGAUAAGAUGGCCAGUCUUUACAAUAUCCAGGUGCGAACUGGCUGCUUCUGUAACACGGGUGCCUGCCAGCGGCACCUGGGGAUAAGCAAUGAGAUGGUCAAAAAGCAUCACCAGGCCGGUCAUGUCUGUGGAGAUGACAUGGACCUUGUGGAUGGGCAGCCGACAGGCUCAGUGAGGAUUUCCUUCGGGUAUAUGUCCACGCUGGAGGACGCCCAGGCCUUCCUCCAGUUCAUCAUUGCCACCAGACUGCACCCGCCCGCUGGCCGGCCUCUCCUGCAGGCCCUCACCUCAGAGGCCGAAGCCCUGGACACCUGUAGCCCCUCACCUUGGGAAGAUGUGUGUCCAGACACAGUUGGGACUUGUGCCGGAUCAUCGUCCUCAGUGGAGGCCCAGGGCGUGGACCUGCCUCUGCCUGUGGGCCCCGGCACCCAGCAGACCCCUGUGGAGAGAGUCGUGGAGGGGGACCCAGGCACCCACGUCAUCACCAACCUUUUCAUCUACCCCAUUAAGUCCUGCGCUGCCUUCGAGGUGACCAGCUGGCCUCUUGGAAGCCAAGGGCUGCUGUAUGACCGGAGCUGGAUGAUUGUGAAUCAUAACGGCAUUUGCCUGAGUCAGAAGCAGGAGCCCCGGCUCUGCCUGAUCCAGCCCGCCAUUGACCUGCAGCAAAGGACCAUGGUCAUCAGAGCCCGAGGGAUGGAGCCUAUAGAGGUGCCUCUGGAGGGGAACAGUGAACAGGCUCCGAUUUGCCAAAGCAAGGUUUGUGCAGACAGGGUCAAUACUUAUGAUUGUGGAGAAAAAAUUUCAAACUGGUUGUCAAAGUUUUUUGGCCGUCCAUGUCAUUUGAUCAGACAAAGUUCAGACUUUCAAAGAAAUGCAAAGAAGAAACACAGCAAAGAUCACCCCCCUGGGACAGCAGCCUCCCUGUCUCUGGUGAAUGAGGCCCAGUAUCUGCUGAUAAACAGAUGCAGUAUUUUGGAACUUCAGCAGCAAUUAGAUGCCAGUGGUGAGAAUGGAAAGGUGGGGUCAUUCCCAGCGAAGGAUCUCAUCUCGAGGUUUCGUGCCAACAUCAUUACCAACGGAACCAGGGCUUUCGAAGAAGAGAACUGGGAUGCAGUUUCGGUUGGUUCCUUGCAAUUCCAGGUGGUCGGGCCUUGUCACAGAUGCCAGAUGAUCUGCAUUGACCAGCAAACGGGGCAGCGAAACCAAGAUGUCUUCCAAAAGCUUUCUGAGAGUCGACAGAGAAAAGUGAACUUCGGUGUGUACUUGAUGCACUCGUCUUUGGAUUUAUCUGCUCCGUGUUUCCUGUCUGUAGGAUCUCAGCUGCUCCCGGUAAUAAAGACAGAACAGCCCAGUUCACCUGCUUCUGAGAAACAUCAGGGUUUUAUCUCCUAAAAGUUUUUCAA